Messenger RNA from Chionomys nivalis (European snow vole), 2095 nucleotides. It is a transcript of the gene Slc7a7, whose product is annotated as solute carrier family 7 member 7. Gene Ontology annotation, molecular function: basic amino acid transmembrane transporter activity; L-amino acid transmembrane transporter activity. The record is from RefSeq and is a predicted model, not a curated record. Gene Ontology annotation, biological process: amino acid transmembrane transport. The transcript has 10 exons. NCBI's taxonomy places the organism in Eukaryota, Metazoa, Chordata, Mammalia, Rodentia, Cricetidae. Bases 216 to 1748 code for a protein of 510 amino acids. Gene Ontology annotation, cellular component: membrane.
CCUCCUCCUCCCUUCUUGACCUGACUUAAAUCCGGGAGGCAUUUGUCUAGGCUUCCCUUUGACUGCUGGAGGAAGGAGGAGCAGGCCAGACCACUGUUCUUGGAGGGUGCACGCCUCUUUGCCUGCUGCUGACCAUUGCUGUGGGAACCCACUUCUAUCCAGAGCCAGGGAAGGGCAAUGCAAGCAAGCUGGUGAAGGCCUUCCUCCUCUCCACCAUGGUCGACACUACCAAGUAUGAAGCGGCUGCCCAGCACGAGGCAGAUUCCUCUGCUCUGGAAGAUGGGGCCAGCCCAGUGGCCGAGCAGGUAAAACUGAAGAAGGAGAUCUCACUACUUAACGGCGUGUCCCUGAUAGUGGGGAACAUGAUUGGCUCCGGCAUCUUUGUCUCCCCCAAGGGUGUACUCAUGUACAGUGCCUCUUUUGGCCUCUCGUUGGUCAUCUGGGCCGUUGGGGGCAUUUUCUCCGUCUUUGGGGCCCUUUGUUAUGCCGAACUGGGUACCACCAUUAAGAAAUCUGGGGCCAGUUACGCUUAUAUCCUGGAGGCCUUCGGAGGAUUUCUUGCCUUCAUCCGCCUCUGGACUUCUCUGCUCAUCAUCGAACCCACCAGCCAGGCCGUCAUUGCCAUCACCUUUGCCAACUACAUGGUGCAGCCCCUCUUCCCGAGCUGUGCUGCUCCCUAUGCUGCUGCCCGCCUGCUGGCUGCUGCCUGUAUCUGUCUCUUAACCUUCAUUAACUGUGCCUAUGUCAAGUGGGGAACCCUGGUCCAAGACAUUUUCACCUAUGCUAAAGUGUUGGCGCUGAUUGCGGUUAUCAUUGCAGGCAUUGUUACACUUGGCCAGGGAACCACGAGUCACUUCGAGAAUUCCUUCGAGGGUUCAUCGUUUGCAAUGGGUGACAUCGCCCUGGCGCUCUACUCAGCUUUGUUCUCCUACUCGGGCUGGGACACCCUUAACUAUGUCACCGAAGAGAUCAGGAAUCCUGAGCGGAACCUGCCCCUCUCCAUUGGCAUUUCCAUGCCCAUCGUCACCAUCAUCUACCUCUUGACCAAUGUGGCCUAUUACAGUGUGCUCGACAUGAAGGACAUCCUGGCGAGUGAAGCUGUUGCUGUGACCUUUGCGGAUCGGAUUUUUGGAAUAUUCAACUGGACAAUUCCAGUGGCAGUUGCAUUAUCCUGCUUUGGUGGCCUCAAUGCUUCCAUUGUGGCUGCUUCUAGGCUUUUAUUUGUGGGCUCAAGAGAAGGCCACCUCCCUGAUGCCAUCUGUAUGAUUCAUGUUGAACGGUUCACACCAGUGCCUUCUCUACUCUUCAAUGGCAUCUUGGCACUGGUCUACUUGUGUGUGGAGGACAUUUUCCAGCUCAUUAACUACUAUAGCUUCAGCUACUGGUUCUUUGUGGGGCUUUCCAUCGUGGGUCAGCUUUAUCUACGCUGGAAGGAACCUGACCGGCCUCGCCCUCUCAAGCUCAGCAUUUUCUUCCCCAUUGUCUUCUGCCUCUGCACUAUCUUCCUGGUGGCCGUCCCACUUUACAGUGACACCAUCAACUCCCUCAUCGGCAUCGCCAUUGCCCUCUCAGGCUUGCCCUUCUACUUCCUCAUCAUCAGGGUCCCCGAGCACAAGCGACCUCUCUGCCUUCGCAGGAUCGUAGCCUCCACCACACGGUACCUCCAGAUCCUCUGCAUGUCAGUUGCUACAGAACUGGAUUUGGAAGAUGGAGAGAUGCCCAAACAACAAGGUCGCAAGUCUAAGUAGAGCUUGGAAUUCUGAGAUGUGGACAAAUGGGUGCUUCUUACGUCCCACUGGCCAGAACCUCUUUGGAGGUACUCCAUCCAGGAGCCCAGUCUUGGCAGCUUCAACUUUGAACUUGCUUUUGAGGGAUGAAAAAUAAUUUAUUUGUUUUGCUAUGUGUUGUUUCAGACUUCAUAAAGGGAUAAUGCAGACUGUGGCAGGAAGCAGGCCACUUCUGGAGCCUGGUUCUGGAAGUGCCUGGGUGUGCCUACCCACUCCUUUCCUUUACAGGGACCAACAAUGCUCCAAACUUGUCUCCUUUAGAGGGACACAAAACUGUCAUAGUUGCAAAACAAUAAAAAGGUUAUGUU